AUGAUUUGUGAAUACAUGAUUGAUCACUUUGGAUUUGAUGAAAAUCUUACAUUCCAGCAGCGCUAUCUAGUAGCAGAUCAGCACUGGAAGAAAGACAAUGGACCAAUACUAUUUUAUACAGGCAAUGAAGGAGACAUCACGUGGUUCUGCAACAAUACGGGUUUUAUGUGGGAUGUGGCUGAAGAACUUAAUGCCAUGUUAGUAUUUGCUGAACAUAGAUAUUAUGGAGAAUCUUUGCCCUUUGGUAAUGAGUCUUUCAGUGAUUCCAAGCAUCUGAAUUACCUGACGUCAGAACAAGCCCUGGCAGACUUCGCAGUACUGGUUGAGUACUUAAAGACGACCAUUGCGGGAGCCCGUUACAGUCCUGUCAUAGCUAUAGGAGGAUCUUAUGGAGGAAUGCUUGCAGCCUGGUUUAGGAUGAAGUACCCCCAUGUGGUAGUUGGAGCGCUGGCAGCCUCUGCCCCAAUCUGGCAGUUUGGUGAUUUGGUUCCAUGUGGCACUUAUUUCAGCAUAGUGACUAAUGAUUUCAAAAAAAGUGGGACAGGCUGCUCAGAAAGCAUCCGGAAUUCCUGGAAUGCCAUUAACCACCUUUCUUCAACAGAUGCAGGUUUACAGUGGCUUUCCAGCACAUUUCAUUUGUGCAGCCCAUUAAAAAAUCUUCAGGAUGCUGCUAUAUUGAAAAGCUGGCUGAGUGAAACAUGGGUAAACUUGGCUAUGGUGAACUAUCCCUAUAAAGCUGACUUCUUACAGCCUCUGCCAGCUUGGCCUAUACAGGAAGUCUGCAAGUUCUUGAAGGAUCCCAGUCUCUCUGACAAAUUGUUGCUGCAGAAUGUUUUUCAGGCAGUAAAUUUAUACUACAAUUAUUCAGGAGAAGCCUCAUGCUUAGACAUGUCUGAGACCGCAACAAAGAAUCUGGGCCAGUUGGGUUGGUACUAUCAGGCUUGCACUGAGAUGGUGAUGCCCAUGUGCACAGACGGUGUCAAUGACAUGUUCGAGCCUCAGAAAUGGGACUUUGAUGCACUUUCAGAAGAGUGUUACAGGCUGUGGGGAGUGAGGCCUCGCCCCUCUUGGAUUCUUUCUAUGUAUGGAGGGAAAAACAUCAGUUCACACAGCAACAUUGUCUUCAGCAACGGCGGCCUGGACCCAUGGUCUGCAGGGGGGGUGACCCAGAACAUCACCGAUUCCCUCGUGGCAAUUGUGAUCCCAGACGGAGCUCAUCACCUGGACCUACGCAGCCGCAACCCUUUGGACCCCAAAUCUGUGCGGCAAGCUCGAGCCUUGGAAAUCUGCUACAUGAAGCAGUGGAUUGAAAAGGCCAGGCACAGCCACUGAAGUGGUACUGCGACAACUGUGGCCGUUAUACCUCUGUUGGCUUUGGUGAGAGCAGGGCCAGGCCUUAGUGCACGGUUGUCUGAACAUUUCACUCCUGUUUCCU
Molecule: messenger RNA, 1435 nt
Organism: Nipponia nippon (crested ibis)
Lineage: Eukaryota; Metazoa; Chordata; Aves; Pelecaniformes; Threskiornithidae
Source: RefSeq, a predicted model, not a curated record